CACCCUCAUCUUCCCUGACUACUUGCCAGGCUCUGCCCCUCUGGGCCCCUCCUGCUCCAGUGCCUGGCAUCCCCGCCCCCACCAGACCAGCAAGAAGAGGAAGAUGGCGUCCCCCAGAAGGAACCUGGCUCAGGUACAAGCCUGGAUUGGGACUUCCCAUGGCAUCACUGACCUGAACCAAAAAAUUAGCUUCUAUGACCAGUGGGCUUCCGACUACGAUCAGGAUGUGGGCACCCUGGAUUACCAAGCUCCCCGCCUGGCUGCUGACUGCCUGGCCUCAGCCUUCCUCUCCUCUCCCCAAGAGGCCCUGCUCCUAGAUGUGGCCUGUGGUACUGGACUGGUGGCCGUCGAGCUCCAGAGAUUGGGAUUCUGCAACCUUCAUGGAGUAGAAGGCAGCAAAAGUAUGCUAGAGGUGGCCAAGAACCGAGGCUUGUACCAACAGCUGAGCCUCUGUGUCCUGGGCCCAGAGCCCCUGCCUGCCCCUUCAGAUCAUUAUGAUGCCGUGACGGUUGUUGGGGCCCUCAGUGAUGGGCAGAUUCCUUACAGUGCAGUGCCAGAGCUCCUUCGAGUCACGAAGCCAGGGGGCCUGCUGUGUCUCACCACAAGAGCCAACUCUUCCAAUUUACCUUACAAAGAGGCCCUGGAGGCCCAACUGGCCAGACUGGAGCAGGCCGGGAAAUGGAAUCGAGUUCUAGUCCGCACUGUGGAUCAGUGGGAACGGGCUACCUCAGAGCAAGAGCUUCCACCCUCUGCAGGCAGCAGCCCUGGCUUCAUCCCUGGGGCUAUCUACCUCUAUCGAAAGCAGGAAGCUGUCCCAGCCCAGGGCACUGGGUUCUGAUGGGCAACAGCCAGAAGACUGCAGGCCAUUGGUCAGCUGCCUGGCCUGAUGCAAGUCACUUCCUUCCAGCGCUUAGCCCAAUGCCUGGCAGGUAGCUAGACACAGUAAGUCCUGGCAGAUGCCUCUGCUUAAUUUUCUCAUCUGUAAAAUGGGUUCACACCAGCCCUGUACUGGUCCCUCAGGGAUGGUCUGCAGAUACAAUGAAUUAAAAGAGAGGAACAGACUUGGAAAACUGAGUGGCCAUCUGUAACCCAGAUCAAAUGGCUUACUUAGGGAGGGAGAGGAUUGGGAUCUUCUACAUUCAGAAAAGGAAUGCUGAAAAUUAUUACAUGGAAUUGGGAAAAGAAAUUGUUUAAAUGAAAAAAAUUAAUAAAAACAAAAGAAAAAUUAACAGCA
Messenger RNA from Monodelphis domestica (gray short-tailed opossum), 1234 nucleotides. It is a transcript of the gene METTL27, whose product is annotated as methyltransferase like 27. Lineage: Eukaryota; Metazoa; Chordata; Mammalia; Didelphimorphia; Didelphidae. The record is from RefSeq and is a predicted model, not a curated record. Gene Ontology annotation, molecular function: S-adenosylmethionine-dependent methyltransferase activity.